UCACGGAACCACGGCGCAAACAACACUCGAUACUGAGGCUCGACUAGCAUGCCGCCUUGCCCCCACGUGAAGCUCAUUGCGCCGUUUGACCGGCCGUCGCAUGACCGCUCGUUGCCUUGACGCAAUCCGCCCCAGAUCUGAUACCCCACAUCACACACUAUCACCAUAUACAUCUGAGACACCAUGAAUACCCGACCAGUGUUGGACUCGGACAAAGGGCCUUUCGCCCUAUCUGCCUCUUUCAACGCAGACAGCUCCUACUUCUCCGUAGCACUAGAGUCUGGUUUUCGCAUAUUUUGGUCCAAGAAGGCCGAGCAGAAAGUCGCGCAUGAAAUCGGCGGGGGCAUCGGCAGCGUGGAAAUGCUCGACAAAACGAGCUACUUCGCCCUCAUCGGCGGCGGCAAACAGCCCAAGUUCCCGCAGAACAAGGUCUGUCUCUCCGCCUCCGCCUCAGACUCGACCAGCUGGGACCUGCUCUCGCAUACUGACAUGGUAUACGAGGUGCAAAUCUGGAACGACGCCACACAACGCAUCAGCACGUCUCUCGAGUUCAGCACGCCCGUGCAGCGCGUGCGGCUGUCCAAAACGCACCUCGUCGUGGUCCUGCUCAACCGCGUAAACAUCUACCACAUGCGCAUCCCGCCCGCGAAAAUCGCAGACUACGAAACCGCCCCCAACCCCCUCGGCCUCGCGGACCUCGCCGCCUCCACCCUCGCUUUCCCCGGCCGAGCCCCCGGCCAGAUCAAACUCCUCGACCUCGCAACCCACCACGUGUCCAUCAUCCCCGCGCACGAAGCGCCCCUGCGCGCCCUGGCCCUAAGUCGCGACUGCCGCACGCUCGCCAGCGCCAGCGAAUCCGGCACAUUGGUGCGCCUGUGGUCGAUCCCGGCAUGCACGAAACUGUUCGAGCUGCGGCGCGGCGUCGACCCAGCGAUCAUCCUGUCUCUGGCCUUCAGCCCCUCUGGCUCCAGCGUCGCCGUCACCAGCGACAAGUCCACGCUGCACAUCUUCGACCUGCCCGCGGCCCCGUCCCCGGAUGCCCCCGACGACCACAAGUGGAAGAUGCUCGCGAAGCUGCCGCUGCUGCCGCGCCAGUUCAGCGACACGUACUCGAACUGCAGCGCCAAGUUCAGCAUGGGCGACGCAACGCGCGCGGGCGCGCAGCAAACGGGGAUCCCGGGGGUGCCGGGCGGGCGGCCGACGAAGGGGCUGCUGGGAUGGCUGGAUGAGAGCACGGUGGUGGUGUUGGGAGCGGGGCAGGAUGCGCGGUGGGAGAAGUUCGUGGUCGGGUUCGAUGAGGCCGGGAAGCGGGCGGUGUGGCGGGAGGCGUGGAAGCGGUAUCUCGACUAGAAGCGGGAUGGGCCGAUUGUCGAGGUUGACUGUGAUGGGUGGGUGCUGUGUUAGACAGGAUAUUCGCAUUUCUCAGGUGUUACGGGUGGUGUUGGGUUAGGGACUCGGAUCUGGCGUUCACUGCAUAGCGGCCCCGGCACAGUCACGAAGAUUACGAACGCAUGCCGUCCGGGGAUGAACGAGGAACAA
Molecule: messenger RNA, 1539 nt
Organism: Boeremia exigua
Lineage: Eukaryota; Fungi; Ascomycota; Dothideomycetes; Pleosporales; Didymellaceae
Product: WD40-repeat-containing domain protein
Exons: 3
Coding region: 184-1350 (388 amino acids)
Biological process (GO): protein lipidation; autophagy of mitochondrion; protein localization to phagophore assembly site
Cellular component (GO): phagophore assembly site membrane; extrinsic component of membrane; cytosol
Molecular function (GO): phosphatidylinositol-3-phosphate binding; phosphatidylinositol-3,5-bisphosphate binding; protein binding
Source: RefSeq, a predicted model, not a curated record